Messenger RNA from Trichosporon asahii var. asahii CBS 2479, 552 nucleotides. RefSeq lists its product as uncharacterized. Lineage: Eukaryota; Fungi; Basidiomycota; Tremellomycetes; Trichosporonales; Trichosporonaceae. The coding region runs from base 1 to 552 and encodes 183 amino acids. The transcript has a single exon. The record is from RefSeq and is a predicted model, not a curated record.
AUGGUUGGCACUCCUCGCGCUGUCCCCCCUAUGGUCCACCUCUUCUCCGGCGCCUACACCUAUCCUGUGGAGGAGUUCGUAGCCAUUGCCGACGCGAGCAUGGCAGCGGCACCAGACUACUACUGCACUCCUGAGCGUAAGCGUGCCUACGUUGUUGCUGCUCUCACUGGUCGUGCUCGGCUCUGGUUCACGAGGUGGUCGCAGCACCAUCUUUCGGCAAGUCACGAGGAGUUCCGCUCCGCUCUGCUCGAAGAGUUCCACAUUAACGACACGCCGACCGAGCACCAGAAGUUCCGUCAUUUGACGCAGGGUCUCUCGACCGUUGCCUGCUACGCGCGAGACUUUGAGUCCGCCGCCGGCCGCAGCAAGGAAGAGGUCGAUACACAGUUCAACCGCCUCCGUUUCGCAUACGGCCUCAGCCCGCACAUCAGCGACUACGUCCUCGAGCGUUUUGCUGAUUGCCCUACUUUUAAGGACCUCGUCAAUGAGGCAGGUCUUGUUGAGGAGCACUUCAAAGCCAUCCCGUCGAGCGGUAGCGACAGCGGGGCAUAA